This is a messenger RNA of Aspergillus steynii IBT 23096, 1614 nucleotides long. Its product is annotated as FAD-binding oxidoreductase. Lineage: Eukaryota; Fungi; Ascomycota; Eurotiomycetes; Eurotiales; Aspergillaceae. The transcript has 5 exons. The record is from RefSeq and is a predicted model, not a curated record. Gene Ontology annotation, molecular function: FAD binding; oxidoreductase activity. The coding region runs from base 1 to 1533 and encodes 510 amino acids.
AUGAAAUUAGUCCCUCAAUUUCUUGCGUGCGGGCUCGCACUUCAGCAAUUCGUGGCUGGUACCCCUCUGCCAGAAUACUUUGACAAUACUCCCAUCACGCGGUGCGAUCUAUCUGUCCCCAAAGUUGGAGCAGAGCUGGGUCGAGCCCUUUCCAAAGGAACGAUGAUUUUUGGGCCGUCCGACUCUCCAUGGGACGAGGCUGUCGAAAGGUACAAUACAUUCGUUCGACCGGAUAUCCAAAUUGUUGUGCAGCCAGCAGAAGAAUUGGAUAUUUCUACAAUUGUAAAAUAUUGUAACCGGAAUAGCAUCGACUUUAUGGUCGUAAACCGGGGACAUGCCAUCACCUCCACCAUUGGGACCUUCGAAGGUCUCCAGAUUGACUUGUCGUCACUUACCAAUAUCGACAUUGCAGGCGAUAAAAAGACAGCCUGGUUCCAGGGCGGUACGUACGACGGCCAAGUUAUGGAGGUUCUCUGGGAGAAGGGAUAUGUCGCAACUACCGGCAGCUGUAGUUGCGUCGGCAUGAUGGGCCCUGGCCUUGGUGGUGGACAUGGCCGCUACGAGGGUCUUUACGGUCUGAUCAGCGACAACCUUGUCAACUUAAACGUUGUCCUUGCGGAUGGCUCGGAGAUCCGCGUCAACAAUGAACGUCAUCCGGAUUUAUUUUGGGCCAUGCAAGGCGCCGGCCACAAUUUCGGCAUUGUCACAAGUUUCGAAUUGAAAAUCUACCCGCGCCAGGUUGACUCGUGGCAUUAUCACAAUUAUAUAUGGAAGCAAGAUCAGCUUGAGACCGUGUUCAAAGAGCUCAACAAGUUCCACGACAACGGAAAUACUCCUGUGCUAAUGGGCAAUAAUUUUGGUAUGUAUCGGAUGAACGCCACCGUUAGCGACAACGAGGCUAUUCUCUACUGGACCUUCGCCUAUGCUGGUCCCGCCAAGGAUGGCGAGGAGCUACUCAAGCCAUUCAACGCGAUCCCCGCCGUCUGGGACAAACAAGGCGAUGUUCCCUACCCGCAGAUUUCCGAUAUCCAAGGCACCGGGAUGAAGAGCCCGCUCUGCGCCCCCGAAACGACCCACAUUACAUCGACAGCGGGUAUUAAAAGCUACAACAUCACCGCUCAACGGGAGAUCUACGAGCUCUUCAACAGGAGGGUUGCAGAACAACCCGAAUUCAAGACCGCUCGAGUCGUGCACGAGGGCUACUCAAAUGCGGGCGUUCGCAAGAGGGACCCAGCCUCGUCGGCGUUCCCUUUUCGUGACGAGAACCACCUGCUGUUCUUCGAUGCCGUGCUGGAGGAAGGAUCCGAUCUGACUGAGGCGGCACAGGAGUUUGCGGCGGAAGUGCGUGACCUCUGGAACGCCGGGCAACCAGAACGUAAGCCGUCGACAUACGUGAAUUACGCGGCUGGAGGCGAGGCCCUGGAAUCGCUGUAUGGCUGGGAGCCGUGGCGCCUAGAAUGGUUGCGUCGGCUGAAAGCGAGAUACGAUCCCCACAACCGCUUUCGCUUCUACAACCCUAUCAUUACAGAGUGAGGGAAAAAGGGGCACUAAACUAAUGAUUGUGAUCGUGUCUGUUUAUAUGUAGAAACUCAACUGAAUUUAGCCCCGCACGGC